GUUCCAACUCGCCUCGAGAUACCAGUUCACCACUGUGAUGGCGGAUUUAAGCUCCAUGAUCGGGCAGUUCUCGCCAACAUGUUCUAACCAGUAGCAAGUUACAGCCAAUAUUUCAGCCUCACAGGGUUUUCAGCUUACGCUCUACUUAAAGGCUUCCAUAGCGCUAUGUACGGCUCCUGCCAACAGCCAACACAACUGACUUGCGAGAAUGUCAACUCCCAGCCAAAUCCCCGAUGGCGUCAGUCCUGGGGCGCGCAAGAUUGAUACUCGCCCGGCUUAUAUCGAUCCUGUCCCACAGCAUGUAGUAAACCGAGACUUCCAAAACGCCAUAAAUUAUACAAGUCAAGCCGGACCAUCUCGGAACACUCCAUCUAGGCCACCAAUAACAUGUGGUUCAUCGAGAGCUGGUGUCGAAUCGGGUAGUUGGCCAAUAGAGAAUCAGCCAUCAGUGCCUGUCGUUAUUUUUCCACCUACGUACCCAACGAGUAGGAGAACACUAAUACUUCGAGAUACCUCUUCUACUUCUUCUCCUGUAGAUCCAAUUCCAAGCUCCUACAGUCCUCGGAAUCAGGACCGGUCGGUGGCGACAAUUCAGCCAGUAGGCAACCCCGGACGUUACGGCGAUACUCUGCCACGGCGCCAAAUCCAAAGGGUCACAUCGAUGCCUUUGAUCACCACCUCGAUGUCAGUAGGGAGCGCGGCUGGUUCUAGAAGGAGCUCCACUCGUCCGACUGGACAACCUAUAUAUGACACGCCUCGAAAGCCCUGCGUUACUCGACCGCGACAAAAAGCGAAGCAGCGGAUGAUUGAGCCAGUUCCAGAUCACAGUGACGGUGAAAGUAAGGCGGAAAGGUGCCAGUCAAGACGUCUUUCCUUCCAGACCGAAAGUGAGGGAGACGACAAGGAGGAGGUCGUGGAUGUCGAUGACGAUAAUUUUAGCGACGACGGCGCCGCCUCCACACCUCUUACAAGUCUAACUACCCGAAAAGCAGAGGCACGAAACCUAUCAUACUCAACAGACCAUGAGGCGCCCGUUCCUCGCCAACGAGGACGACCACUUACCCGAGCAUCAUCCUGCCUAACACUGCGGUCAGGACCUAGUCCCCUCGACGCAGUGCUAUCUCAACUACCCACCACAUCCAUAGACAUGUGGUACUGGAUCCUGGACCUCUGCAACCAAAUAAUCUACGAAUUCGACAGCCACGACGUCACACAAAGCGACUACGCCAUACCCAAAAGAACAAAAAAACGCGCCUUCAAAGCGUACGAGCGCGCCAUCCUGAAGCGCGACACCGCACGCGCACAAGCAGAAGACUUAAAGAACGAUGUUCAGACAGAUAUCAGGCGCAAGGUGAAGCCCGACGAGGAGGUCAUUAGGGUGUAUUGUUAUGCGCUGCAUAGUUGUCUUCGCGCUGCGGAGUCGGCGCAUGAUGAUCUCACAGGGCUGGACGCCAAGGAGGCGAAGGCACAGGAGAGACGCGAUAAGGAAUGGCAGCGGGAAAAUGAGCAGAUAGUGUCUCGGUUCGAAAAUGACGCUAGGUACGAGAAGAAUAAGAAGGACAGACUGGAUAGGCACUUGACGUCAUGGGGCUUCGUGCUGGACAAGUAUCCGACUUUUCAGAUAUUUUGGAGGGUGAUUCGGAAGGGUAUAUUCGGGAAAUAGGUCGCAGAGAUUGAAGAUCUGUUAAGGUAUGAGACAGUUCAAUGUGUAUGCUGUGUUAUUGUCCGGAAGUGUUCUCAUAUGCUAGUACGAACGAAGUCCGCUUCGGAUUUGAAAUGCAUAUGAACUAAGCGAUGCUGUCAAGGCUCAUGCUUAUUAUAUGCCAUUAUACAAUUGCGGGAAUCCGGAUCUCUGUUAUUCAGUACCGAGAUUAUACGGAUCUGGCCCCCAAAUCAUAACGUUAUCCAUAACACUUGCUAUACCACCAAGCACGACAGGGAGAUGACCACGUUUUCGUGUAU
Messenger RNA from Pseudovirgaria hyperparasitica, 1962 nucleotides. RefSeq lists its product as uncharacterized. Bases 209 to 1663 code for a protein of 484 amino acids. The transcript has a single exon. NCBI's taxonomy places the organism in Eukaryota, Fungi, Ascomycota, Dothideomycetes, Acrospermales, Acrospermaceae. The record is from RefSeq and is a predicted model, not a curated record.